AUGGUCAGGUACACCAGGACGACCGCGCUUCUCAGGAGGGCUCAAGAGUUCUUUCCCCACAGUUCUCGGCCUCCACAGGCCAAGUUACAUACAUGGCCGUCGCAGUCUCGUAACACCCAUACCCAUAUCUCCUCAUAUGCCAAGGAUUCCCUGAAAGCUGGAGUAAGAAAAUUACAAGAGGACAUAAAAGAGGGCGCAAAAAAGGAUUUGUCAACUUGGAAGAUUACAAAGUGGGUCGCCCCUGUGAUUAUCCUAAUAUUAUUUGACCGUACUUACACCAACUGGUACAACAACCAAAAUGAGAAGAAUCUCUUUAUGCCUUUGAACACGAUGUUAUCAAGGAAAUUGAACGAAUUCUCAAGCCGCCCUCUAAACAUAGCUCUUAUCACGUCGUUGUCGGGAACCACGGAACUGGGAAGACCACAGUGGUCCCGGCAGUGUGCUAGGAAAGUUGGAAAAGGGAUCAUUUAUGUUAAUGCCCCCCUUAUGUUAGAUGACUUCAUUGAUGAUCUUGCAAAAGCUAUUUCAUUCAGGGAUAAUGAAUCUUUCAUUGACUCAUUGACGCGGAAGAUUCUAGGCAAAAGCGAGUCAUAUGAACGGUCCAAGGUUUCUCGUGUCCUGAAUGCCUUCGACAAAGCUGCUAGAAAAUACAAGGCAAAUAAUGGCAAACCUCCAGUUUUGAUCCUUGACAACAUAAGUAAGAUGGGCCAGAAAAAUGUGAACAUGUUGGAGGAUCUGCAGGACAUCGCAAAACUCUAUGCUGACCAGCGCAGUUGCGUUAUUGUGUUUGUCAGUAGCGAGAGAACAGUGCCACGCAUGAUGAUGCAACGAUCAUCGUGGUCACGUGCUGAUAAAAAACCCAUUGUCAUCGGAGACCUAACUAAUAAAGAGGCAUUCACCUUCCCCCACGGCAAACUUGGCAUUGAGGAAAAGGUCGCCAAUCAACUCAUCCAACACUUAAGUGGUCGGAUUUAUGAUCCUAAGACAUAUGGUGAUAGGAUAAAUAGAGGCGAAACAUUCGAAGAGAUUCGUAAACCGUGCUUGAUGACGCCAAUCGCAACUUUCACCAGGCUCGAAUGA
Messenger RNA from Funneliformis mosseae, 1080 nucleotides. Lineage: Eukaryota; Fungi; Glomeromycota; Glomeromycetes; Glomerales; Glomeraceae. The record is from the annotation of a GenBank genome assembly.